Messenger RNA from Metschnikowia bicuspidata var. bicuspidata NRRL YB-4993, 642 nucleotides. RefSeq lists its product as uncharacterized. The record is from RefSeq and is a predicted model, not a curated record. The transcript has a single exon. Bases 1 to 642 code for a protein of 213 amino acids. Lineage: Eukaryota; Fungi; Ascomycota; Pichiomycetes; Serinales; Metschnikowiaceae.
AUGAGCAAAGAACCUAAACCAGAAGCUGGCGGCGCAUCCACAACCAUAGAUCACAAAACUUUAUCUGCCACGUACAAGAAGAAUGGAUCAUUCGAUAAUAAGAGGAAGAUUCUCCUACAAGACUUCAAGAAGUCUCAAACACACUCUAAUCUACUACUCAAGCUUAAGGUAAUGGUAGAGUCAAAAAUACGAAAUGACCCUUCAAUACUUUUGAAGAACAAAGGCAAAAUUGCUGCUUUGAUACAAGGCGAGGUGAUCAACGGGAAUUCGUCGGGCAGUAGUAUUCUUAGUAUAGUUGAUAAAGACAUUCAAGAAAAGAUCAUAGACUCCCCUGGUUUCCAUCAAGAGCUCAAAGUGGAGUUAAAAGAUAUAAGGAGAAAACUUCUAGGGGUCACAGAUGAGGACUAUGCGAAACAACUAGAGAAUGAACGCGUUCAAAAAGCAGAGGAAGACGCUAGAAAGGAACGGGAACGUGCUGAACGUGAUCUGGCUUACAAAAACAACUUUAAAGUGAAGCAACUAUCAUUCCCCGCAAAAAUUGUGAAGCCUCCCAGAUUCAGCUUUCAUCCCAAAAAUCACAGAGAAGAUGACAUCGACAACUAUAGGGGCUCGAAUGGUAUGAGUGGGCAAUUGAGAUAUUGA